AUGCCUCUCGCCGGACACUGCCUCUGCAAGGCCGUCACCUACACGGUCGACAUGGACGAGCCUCUCCUUGUUGGUUAUGACCACUGUGACGACUGCCAGCGCCAGAGCGGUUCCACUUACUCCCUGGUUGCCGUCGUCAAGAAGGACAAGCUCACCAUCAACGGCCCCGUCAAGACCUACUCCGGCAGCAAGGGAUCCUCCGGCAAGAUCGUCCACCGCCUCUUCUGCUCCGAGUGCGGUUCCCCCAUCGCUCACGACCCCGAUGCCGCCCCCGAGAUCAUUGCCCUCAAGGCUGGCACCUUUGAGUCUGAGCUGAAGCAGAAGCUCAAGCCCGACACCGAGAUUUGGACCGUUGGCAAGCUUCCCUUCUGCCAGGAGCACCUCGCCAAGCCCUUCACCCACAUGCCCGAGUAA
Fusarium keratoplasticum is the source of this 414-nucleotide messenger RNA. RefSeq lists its product as uncharacterized. Gene Ontology annotation, molecular function: carbon-sulfur lyase activity. Lineage: Eukaryota; Fungi; Ascomycota; Sordariomycetes; Hypocreales; Nectriaceae. The record is from RefSeq and is a predicted model, not a curated record. Bases 1 to 414 code for a protein of 137 amino acids. The transcript is spliced from 3 exons.